AUGAAGGAUCUGAACAAAGUUAUUGGGGAACUGAAAAACAUACUUUAUGGAGACAGUGAUUCCAAACCUGCAGUAGAAACUUGUGCACAGUUGGCUAUAGAGUUCUUUAGGGAAGACAAUUUUCAUUUGCUUAUUACAUGUCUUCCCAAGUUGAACUUUGAGACUCGCAAACAAGCUACACAGAUUGUCACGAACCUGCAGGGGCAAAAACUACAGUCAAGGUUGAUAGCUUGUGAAUACAUGGAAAGGAACUUAGCUCUCAUGGACAUUUUGAUAGCUGGGUACAUUUUGGAUUCACAGCAUAUGAAGAAAUUCUUUGAGUAUAUACAACUCCCAAAUUUUGACGUUGCUGCUGGAACAUUCAAGGAACUAUUGACCAGACAUAAGUCAACUGUAGCUGAUUUUCUAUCUAAGAAUGAUGACCGGUUCUUUGCGGAUUACAACUCGAAAUUGCUUGUAUCUACUAAUUAUAUCACUAGAAGGCAAGCUCUCAAGCUCUUGAGUGAUAUCUUGCUUGAACGUUCAAAUUCGGCUGUGAUGAUUCGAUAUGUUAGCUCGAUGGACAACCUAAGGAUCCUAAUGAAUCUCCUAAGAGUGUCUAGCAAGAGCAUUCAGAUUGAAACAUUUCAUGUUUUUAAGUUAUUUGCCGCCAAUCAGAACAAACCCACAGAUAUCAUCAAUAUCCUUGUUGCGAAUCGAACCAAGCUUCUUCGACUUAUUGCUGAUAUUAACAGUGACAAAGAUGAUGAGAAAUUUAAUUAUGAUAAAUCUCAAGUUAUACGAGAAAUUUCAGCCUUGAACCCCAUCAACGACGAUGGCUGA
Molecule: messenger RNA, 822 nt
Organism: Salvia splendens (bonfire salvia)
Lineage: Eukaryota; Viridiplantae; Streptophyta; Magnoliopsida; Lamiales; Lamiaceae
Product: putative MO25-like protein At5g47540
Exons: 9
Coding region: 1-822 (273 amino acids)
Biological process (GO): intracellular signal transduction
Molecular function (GO): protein serine/threonine kinase activator activity
Source: RefSeq, a predicted model, not a curated record